Messenger RNA from Venturia canescens, 5404 nucleotides. RefSeq lists its product as uncharacterized. Lineage: Eukaryota; Metazoa; Arthropoda; Insecta; Hymenoptera; Ichneumonidae. The record is from RefSeq and is a predicted model, not a curated record. The coding region runs from base 892 to 4866 and encodes 1324 amino acids. Gene Ontology annotation, molecular function: RNA polymerase II complex binding. Gene Ontology annotation, biological process: mRNA 3'-end processing. The transcript has 8 exons.
AAUAAUGGCGGAACACUGCUUUUAGGAUUCGGUGUCUUAGCAGUGCAGGCCAACACGCAACAUUAUCGUGACAAAUGACAGAACAAGAAAAACGUAUCUCAAAGUACAGUGCGUUGAUAAUAUCUGAGCACAUGUGUGAUUUCUAUCUCGCUACCGUUCAAAAGUAGUUAACUGAUUAAAUUUUGGUGGAAAAAAAAGUAGCGCGGUUUCUCGACGGAUUCUCCUCUUACCCCUUCUCUUCGCUGUUGGGUGCUCUGGAUGAUCCCUCCUCUUCCUUCUUCCUCUAUCCCCCCUCCCUAUUUCGUGUAACGUGUAACAGUGUGAAAUUUGCACACACCGAUUUCGGUGUUAAACACCAUUAGCCUACGCAAAUAUUCGCCUGUUAUGUUAAAGCUCAAAAAGCGAAGUUUUAACGCAAAAACGAGUGGAUGAAAUUGGAAUUAUCGAGCAACCGAGCAAUUUUAAAGAGUUUGAAACAACUAAAAAAACGCUCGCUAAAUAAAUGUAUAAAAAAGCGUCUCGUAAGCACAGUCGUCAUACAUUUUGCGACGCCAAGAUAGGAUUUUUAACCCUAAAUGAAAAUGAAAAUAAAACAAAACGCCGAAACUACGUUUUAGGUUAACCAACGCGAUCUUAAAUCAGAUAUAUAUACAUAUAUACAUCGUUUCAACUGGUUUCAACUCACGUUCGUAUUGAAUUAUAUAUACAUGAAUGUAUGUACACAGACAACAGUGAUAAAUCAAAGUUUUUAUACUCCAAGUAAAAAUGUUCAAAUAUUACGGGACACUGACCUCCCGAGGUUUUGCCAAUUUUUCUAAAACUAUCGUUUUAUUGGAUUAAUAUUGUGCGCCGUUAAAAAAAAGGAAAAUCUCUUUUGGAGCAUUUUCAAAAAUGGCUAAUUCCGAAUUCGACGUUGAAUUAUUCGAGCGGAAGCUGCAAACAUUGAAAGACUCACAAGAGUCUAUUCAAGCCUUGUCGUCAUGGUGUCUGGAGAGACGGGUACAUCACAAAAAAAUUGUCGCAGCUUGGCUCCAGGUGUUGAAGAAAGUGAAAGUGGAGCAUCGUCUAACUCUGUUCUAUCUGGCGAACGAUGUAAUACAGUAUUCGAAGCGUAAGAAUUUCGAAUUCGUCGAGUCUUGGGGCACAACAUUACAAAGAGCAACGACGAUGGUGAGAGAUGAAAAAGUGAAGCAUCGAAUUUUGAGGAUUUUCAAAAUAUGGGAUCAACGGCAAGUGUACGACGAGGAGUUCCUUGCGGAUUUGUCAGGGCUUUUGUCGGCUGCCCCAAAGAAGAAAGUCGAGCCACAACCGACAGUAACGAACGAAGAGUUUCAAGCGGCUUUGCUUAUAUCGACGAUGAGAUCGUGCGCGAAUCUCGAACAAGCGACCGACGCGAGAUUGCGUGAUCUUCGAGACAGCAACGUCGAUAUUGACAACGCUGAAGAAUUGUGUGCCUCUCUUAAAGAUCGGAGACAUGUGGAAGAUGCCGAAAAAGAGGUCGACACUGCGGUUCAGAGUAUCGAAAAUUAUGUCAAAGCGCUCGAGGCUGAGAUACGAGAGAGAACUCAAGUUCUGGAUCUGCUCGAGCAAGCUGAUCAAUUUUAUGAAACUCAGCGUGGCGAAGUCAAGAUUGUUACCAACGCUUACCGGAACUUUGGGAGCCGUGUGAAAAACUUGAAGAAGAAAUUGGACGAGCUUUUGCCCACGCUGAUAUCGCCAAUUCCAUCGCCUGAUAUAAACGCUCCUUCACCGAGUCCGGACAGCGACAUCGAGCUUCCGGGUGAGGACGGGUUGUCUGGUAAUCAAACAGAUUCCAUGAUGGCAGACAUAGCGCCACCUUCGAUGUAUAAUUCUUACGGUCUGGAUUACGACCCUAUGCCCGUACCAGCUCCCGAACUAGCAUCGGGAAACAGCACGUCCGAUUUUACCAAUAAUUUCUCAUCCUUUAUGGGCGGAAAUGUUGAUUUCGACAUGAGGAAUUUGUUUAAUGAAAGAUCGGAGACUCCCACUAGUGGAAGCCAGAGAUACAACGACUCUUCCGAGGCAAUGCCGAUCGAGGUGAUAAACAUGAGGCCAUCGAAAAUCGACACGUCGAACGAUGACUUCAGUAUUUCGAAUUUUCUAAAGACGGUGCUUCCGGGAAUCGGGAGUGCUGGCACGGUGACCGAAAGCGCUGCAAAUCCGAGCGGAAUUCCAGGCUUGGGCCUCGACUCUUUAGACACUAGACCCGAAUCGCCGCAGCGUUCGGAAUACGGCUUAUUAGCGGACCCAAUGAACACACCGCCAUCCAUGAGCAGCCGUAUUAUGAGUGGAUCUGGAACUCCUUUGAGCGGAAUGAAUAACCAUCAAAUGAGCCACAGCACACCGUUGCCACUCUCGAGAAGUAUCACCAGUGAUUCGCACACGCCAUCCCCGUACUCCAGUCAAAACAGUCUAAGCAACAUGACGACAUUACCUUUCAUCGACACAACGUUAAACGCUCCGACGGUGAAUCCACUCCCUCCGCCACCUCUUCCACCUCCAAUAUUCCUCGACGAGGAAAAUUGCUACAACAAAUUGCCACCGAAAUUUCCAACUUGGACGUCCGCUAAUGAAGCCACCAAGAGUGAAAGUUCCAAAUGGAACGAUAAAGGUAAAAGCAGUACGAAUCCAACCUGGUCGGAGGAUAAUAUUGAAAAAAGUAAAUCACAGUGGGUGGAGUCCGUUGACGAUCGUUGGGAUUCUGGUAACGAAACGACAUGGACGGCCGGUAUGGACGGAAAGAAUGAAAUUCUUUCGGAAACACCGGAAUCCCCACCGAUAUAUGAAAAAUCUAGUUUUAAUACGCCCAUUGAAUACAACGAUAUCGAUUCGAGACAAACUAUUUUGAGUAGCGAUGCCGAUGUCGAUCACAGGGUAAGAACGAUACCGAUGCCGGAGGAACUGCACGCCACUCAUCGUUUGAUGAAAGCCGCGGAUGUCGAUCACCGAAACCUCAUAAGCUUGACGGGAAGUCCUGCGAACAACGCGUCCAACGCGAACGAAGCAGCAGAUUCUCGUCCAAAUAACAACAACGUGUGGACGAGCGCGGAUCAGAAUUAUCGACGCCAACAGGGCGACAUAGUGGAGAGCGUUGACAUGGAAAUGUCGGACGAAGAAGGAGAUGGAAAGCCGAAAAGUCGGGUUUUGGUUGACGUUCGGUCCCAGCAGGAUCGGGACAUGCGUUGUUUGAUCGGUCCGUCGCAGCCGAUGCAGUUGCCGCCGUCUGGGCAUCGUCAGGAUCUUGAUAUGCGAAUGAUACCGCUUCCGGGGAAUCCAAUGGCUCGCAGUGGUCCCGGUUUGCAAGGAGCACGUUUGCCGCUACCUCCUCCGUUGCCGGCCCCACAACAGUUCCAUCGGGGUCAGCCUGAUUUUCACGGAAUUCCAAGCUCUGAUUUCCGUCAGGAUUAUGGACCGCCCCGUCAAAAUUCUCAACAAUCGGUGUUUAUCCCGAAUCAACAGCACGAUUUUCACUCGGUUCCUUCAGACUUUCAUCAGAAUCAAGUCCAACAAGCUCAGCAAGAUUUUAACUUAUCGCGACAGCAACAGCAGCAAGAAUACGAGUUUCAGGAAAAUCCGCAACAUUCGCGGAUCGGAAUGCCACCGGAUUUCAUGGGUGGCGAUCCGGCGCUUCACGGAAGGUAUCCUCCAGGUAUGAAUCAGAUCCCGGAGCAUCAUAUUCAUCAUUCUCAACAGCAGCAGCCGCAACAACCACAACAGCAGCAACAACAUCCUCAAAUGCACCAUAGAGAAUCUCCGAUCUUCCAUAGAAACGAGCGAGGCGGUCGAGGUCGUGGCUUCCCGCGCCGCGGCCGCGACAGAUUCACCGAAGAGCACCCUCAGUCACAAAUGCGAAAUACUCCAAACAGAAGAUUACGAAACGUGGAAAAUGCGACGGAUAUACCGGGCAACAGUCGAGUAUCACAAGGUUUGCUUCAACCGCCUGACACAUGUGUUAUCCUUGACGAUGACGGGUUACCGAUAACGCGACCGGAUCUUGACAGCACUUCCCUAAAUACAUCCGAGCCGGGCAUGGACUCGCUUCUGAGUUCAGAAAAUAUGGAAAAAUCGAUAAGCGUUAAAUCAAUACCGCAAGACGAAACGAGUCAGGAACGUCGGAUGGCUUCGUCACCGAGCAGUACGGACAAUAUUCCUGGAAACAUUGUACCUCUCAACGAAAGCAUAACUUCUCCGUUAUGUCAUUCUAGAUCGGAUAAUCCUGGCCAAAUAGACAAAAACGAGGACACUUCCGGCGACGUUAUUUCCGGUGAUACCGAGGAGGCGACCAGCGAGGAUCGAUCGCAAGAAGGCUCGGUGGUCGCGCGCGCUGACGAACCCCCUCGACAACUGUCUGAACACCUUGAAGCUCUCAUGAAUUCUGGCAAAACAACAGGUGUUAAUGAGCUCAAGAGACAAGCGUCGAAUGGUAAUUUUGGUGAGCAAAUCGACGACGAUGCAACCGCGAUAGCAAUUAAAAAAAGAACUCUUUUGCCCAACGGUCCAGCGUUACUUCCUCCACCAGGAACGGAUCUUCAGCCCAUUGUUAUUUACGAUUAUGACAGUCACAACCCCCUCGCUAAUUUCCGCCCUCGUAUCCCCGGCAUGCCCACAGCUGUGACGGUAUCGUCAGGAGGUGGUCCUUUUCCAAUUUGGCGCGGUACAGGAGGAGGACCUUUGCGAGCUCGUGGAGGUUUUCGCGGUGGACCGAGAAUGCCCUGGAUGGACAGAGGUCCCCGAGGUCCUCCUAUUGGCAAUUUUAUUCCACGGGGAAACAACAAAAGAAGCGGCGGACAGUUUCGCGGCGCUCCAACCUUCCGGGGAAGAGGACGGGGCGGUACCAGCUGGUAACGGAGAAACCGGCGGAAAAUCGAAAUAAUAAUAUAGGAAAGCUCACUGGCGACAAGAUAAUCAACGUGAGCCCGAGCGUUGAAUACUAUUUUUCGUUGGGCUACAGAAGGCUCGAAAUGUCUUCAAUAAAAUAUUUCAAAUAUGCGUCACAAUGAUCGAAAAACAAAUUCUACAAUAAGACCAAAAAAAGAGGACACUUUGUGGUCGAAGAUCCUUUCCAUUUCGCGUUUUUCGUUCAUUUUCCGCAGGCUUGUUCAUUUGUAUUUUCCCAGUUACGUUGCGACGCGACCCCAUUAAGGCAGUUGGAGAACCAACGGGGUCUUUUGUCUCCUCAAUAGUCUUUUUUCAUUCGCCUUUAUCAGCGAAGCUUCAGGUUGUCACGACAUCCGUAGCGAGUUUGCACGCCGUAAUAUGCAAAAAUUUGUAAUAAAUAUGAAUACUUAUUUUUCUUCAUUAGCGUUAUAAUAUACAGGGUUGUUCUAGUUAUUCCGACGAGUUGUAGCUACUUUCGAAAUAAAGGUAAAACAAAAUCCCAAAA